AUGGAUUCAAACGUGGAAGAAUUCAUCAAUGGAUUGUUCAGUGAAGAGGCGUAUGAGCAGCCUUCCUAUGACCAAAAAGUUGAUGAUUUGGAAAUGAAACUACCCGAAUGGUUCGAUGAAAAAAAAUAUAACCAGGGCAGGCGUUUCUAUGCAGACUUCUCUUUCAUGCUUUCAGCAUCUAUGGUAGCCGGUCUGGUCGCUGUUUUCUCAAUUAAAACGAUACUAGACGUUCUGGUCUCUACUCGACAUUCCAACUCUGUCUACACCGCAUACAGGAUAUAUUUUUCAACAUAUAUACAUAUAAAUUUAUGGAUGGAAUCUGAACUUAAGCCUGGCUCAGAAUCAUGGAAGUCACUAUAUACUGUUAGAAAGCGGCACUUAGUUGCUGGUCGAACCGCUAAGCUAAAGGAAAUAGGAACAAUAUCUCAGCGAGAUAUAUCUCUCGCGUUGUUUUUUUUAUUGGAUUUUCUUUCC
Brenthis ino (lesser marbled fritillary) is the source of this 474-nucleotide messenger RNA. The record is from the annotation of a GenBank genome assembly. NCBI's taxonomy places the organism in Eukaryota, Metazoa, Arthropoda, Insecta, Lepidoptera, Nymphalidae.